Dictyostelium purpureum is the source of this 153-nucleotide messenger RNA. RefSeq lists its product as uncharacterized. NCBI's taxonomy places the organism in Eukaryota, Evosea, Eumycetozoa, Dictyosteliales, Dictyosteliaceae. The transcript has a single exon. The annotation marks the transcript as partial. The record is from RefSeq and is a predicted model, not a curated record.
CUGAUUCCACUUGUGCCCCACCAGACCAAUUUGACUCCACUUGUGCCCCACCACAGCAAUUUGAUUCCAUUUGUGCCCCACCACAGCAAUUUGUUUCCACUUGUGCCCCACCAGACCAAUUUGACUCCACUUGUGCCCCACCACAGCAAUUAG